Messenger RNA from Taeniopygia guttata (zebra finch), 2638 nucleotides. It is a transcript of the gene BEND6, whose product is annotated as BEN domain containing 6. Gene Ontology annotation, molecular function: transcription corepressor activity; DNA binding. Gene Ontology annotation, cellular component: nucleus. NCBI's taxonomy places the organism in Eukaryota, Metazoa, Chordata, Aves, Passeriformes, Estrildidae. Gene Ontology annotation, biological process: positive regulation of neuron differentiation; negative regulation of Notch signaling pathway. The record is from RefSeq and is a predicted model, not a curated record.
GGCGAAGGGGGUCGGUGGCGUACCCUGGACCCGAAGCAUCGGUCGAGGCCGGUUUCGUGGAGGGGGAAGAGAUCGGGAAAUGAUGGUGAGAUCCAUCCUGACAAGAUGACCAGAGCCCUGAGCAGGUGCGGUGCUGCCCCGUGUCCCCGAUGCCGGCAUUUAGUGGGCAGCGGGCGGGACGGGGCAGUGUGCGCUGCCCGGCCGUGCCCUGCGCGAAAGGCGGCGGGGCUGCGCUGAGCGGCACCCGCAGGGACCCUCGCCCUGCAGGAAGCUGCAACGCGCUGCAGCCAAUGUCAGCCCCGUGCCCUUCCCUCGCCGCCGGCCGCAGCUGGUGCAGCAUCCAAAUCCUGCCAUGUGCAGGUCGCUAAUGCAGGCGCUAACAAGAGUUGACCUAUGUCGCUGUUUCUACCUCUGUAGUUGUUACUGUGACAGUCCCGACUUUCAGAGACUGUUUCAGAGGUGUUUGGAAAUGCAGUUCUAAACUCUUUCACAGACACGCAGAAAAAAAUAGCCAGAAUGUUUUUUAGGGGACUUUUCCUAAAUCUUAAGGAUGAUAAACAGAGAAGACAAAAGAAAUGAAGACAGAAGGUUAAAACAAAACCUCUCAUCUGAGAUUUGACCUCAGAAGGGAAAUCCUGGAAGGAAAGCCAUUGCAGAGAAGAAAUAAAAGAAGGAAGUGUCUGUGUGACAAGAAAGCCACUUAACAAUGAAAAAAUUUACACUCUUUGAUUUUGUAAAUGAUAAUUCACUGCAAAUUGGAGAGACUUCAUGGAUACAGGACCUUCCCUGUGAUGACAAUGAACUAGAAAGGCUUCUGAAGCCUAAUGAGCACGUACUAGUAAACUGGCCUGUGGGAGAAAGAAAGACAGAAAAGCACCUGGUGAAAGUUGUGUACAUGAGUGAUGACCCCCAAGAGCUAGUGGAAAUGAUGCAAAAGAUAUUACGAGCAGAUGAAAUUACAAAAAUACAAGUCCUUGGAAAAGGCAAGAGGAAGAGGAUAGAAAUGAUAUUCUCAGAAAGUGAGGACAGUGACCUGGAUAAAGAAAAGGGGAAGAUGAUGAAACAUAUAAAAAGAAAGAAAUCGUUGCAGGCACCUGCUCCUGCCAACAUCCUGAGUCAACUUGAAACAUCUUUAAUUAACAAACAGAGAGAACCAUACUCAGGAAGCAACUUUCUAUAUAGUGAAAGUAGCAGUGAUGAUGAAGAGCCUUUAUUUCAACUCUCCAAGGUGGAACUAUGUGCCAAAAUUAAAAGUCUCAAGAGGAAGCUGACAGAUACCAUGAGAGAAAACUGCCGCCUAAGGCAGUCCCUGGUCAUGCUUCAAGUGUUGCCACAGGCAGUCACUCAUUUUGAGGAACUGGUAGGGAUGGCUGAAGCACUGCUCAAAGGGGGAGUGACAUCAUCUACGUCCAGUCUGCAUCCACAUGCUGUUUGGAAGGCAUCUCACAAUCCAUUAGCAGAUUCCUAUGCAGCUAUGCAUAGUAACUCCAGCUCACCAAUAACUUUGAAUGUGGAAGAAGAGGAGCAACAGACUGAAAAACAGUUCAAGAUCGAAAAGUGGCAGAUUGCACUUUGUAACAAGAGCAAACCUCAAAAAUUUAUAAAUGACUUGAUGCAAGCACUUUAUACACAUGAAUACAUGGCUACACACAGCCUGACAGGUGCAAAGUCCUCCUCUUCAAAGGAUAAAGCGGCAAAACCAGCUAUGAAUCAGAAUGAAGUUCAGGAAAUCAUAGGAAUCACAAAACAGUUGUUUCCAAACACAGAUGAUGCUUUAAUCAGGCGAAUGAUGGGACAAAAAUUGAACAAUUGCACCAAGAAGCCAAUUUUAAGCAAAGAUCUUAACUCAGGUGCUUUUCAGAAACAUAGCUUUUGCGGUUCAACAGCUGCUCCUCAGGGCAUCAUCUCUUCGGCUGUUCCUCCUUGUACACAAGACCAGCAGGAUGAUGAUUCACCAGCUGCUAAUGCACAACUUCAGCAAAAUGACAGCUGCCUGACUCCUCCACCUCCCACCCCAGAAGGUUUCCAGCAUGCUGACAUGGGAAGGAGUGAAUGCUUGGGACUAUGGCUUUCCUGUUUGAGUGUACUUCUCCCAGAACUGAAAGUACUAUUAGCUGAAUCUACAACAAACAUGGCAAACAAGCAACUAACAAAUCAGAUUGGAAAAAUGAAGUGACAUUAAGUUGAAGAAAUCUAGCUUGAUUUAAGGAAGAUUUCAGGACAUCUGAGUUACAGAAAUAAAAUAGAAAUAAUAUAACAAAAAAAAUCUGAAGAUAAAGUUGUCAGCCAAAUACUGUUGAAGGGAAGUGCGGCAAAUCUAACUGCUCUAGUGCAAGGUAAUAAUAGACUGCACUGUGGAGAAGACUUGUUUGUGAGCUGGGGUACAAAUUAAGUGAUUUUCUAUCCUUUUUCAUCUCUCACCUAACAAUUCCUUGUAGAUAGGAUCAGGAUGAAAGCAUGUAUGAAAUAUGUUAGUUCUAUCUCAUGCUAUUAACUACCACCUAUAAAAUGUAACAGAAGGAAAUUUGCUAUUAUGUAAAUUUUGUAUAUGUAAUUGUAUGUACAGCAUAUAUAAUAAUGUAUAUAGUUAAUCAUAUUUUUGAAGUGAAUUUCUAUCAAAUAAAAUGAAAUAUUACUA